Megalobrama amblycephala (Wuchang bream) is the source of this 2457-nucleotide messenger RNA. RefSeq names its product SLAIN motif-containing protein 1-like. The record is from RefSeq and is a predicted model, not a curated record. Gene Ontology annotation, biological process: cytoplasmic microtubule organization; positive regulation of microtubule polymerization; microtubule nucleation. Gene Ontology annotation, cellular component: microtubule plus-end. The transcript has 9 exons. NCBI's taxonomy places the organism in Eukaryota, Metazoa, Chordata, Actinopteri, Cypriniformes, Xenocyprididae. Bases 143 to 1723 code for a protein of 526 amino acids.
GAGAGUGUGACAGUCUCGCGCUCCUCGUCGCUCAUUGGUGGAGCGUCUCGCGUGCGGUGUAGCGCUGCUCAGCCCAUCGCGCCGCCGAUCACACGCGCUCCUCCGUCGGUAAUCUUCACCGGUGCGCGCGCGGUGUGUGCGGAUGGAGGCGGCGGUGCUGAAGCCGCAGAUGAUGGCGGAUGUUCGCGCCGAGCUGGAGGUGCAGAAACUGCAGGAGCUCGUGCGGAAACUGGAGCGGCAGAACGAGCAGCUGCGGACACGCGCGAACAUCGUGCCGCCCUCGCCGGCGUGCCUGCGCGCGGGCUCCUGCUGCAUCCCGAGUCCGGCGCCGAGCCUCGCGUGUCAGUACUUCCCACCGGACGAUCCCUUCCCGUAUUUCCAGCCGCAUUCCGCCCCGGAUGAGGAUGAUGAGGAUGAUGAAGAGGACGACGAGCCGCGCGCGCUCCUGGACGAGCUGAUGCUUCUGGACCUGGAGACCGUGAGUCCGAGCGGCGAGUCCGAGGAGACCUGGCUGUAUGUGUCUCCCAGCUCUCACCUGUGGUCCGGCGCGGGUCUGAACACUCUUCAGUGGUGUCGACAUGUUCUGGAUCAGCUGGAAACCAGCAGAAACUCGCUCUGCCCAAGACUGGAGCCCGUCAGUAAAUGGAGGUCAGGUUUCUCCUCUCCUGCUGUUCCUCGUGCUCGUGUAGUUGGAGUUUCUCCUCUCUGCACCUCCUCUCCCUCCUGUAAACCCUGUGCUCCUCUUCCCAGCAGCACCUGUGAGAGAGCAGGUCGCAGCGCUCGGCGCAGUGUGUUCGCUCAGGCGUCAGUGGACAGCGAUGUGAGCGUGUCUGAGCCGGACGACGACUCCGUUACUCUGGGUUAUAAACUGCAGGACCUGACGGACGUCCAGGUGAUGGCGCGACUGCAGGAGGAGAGUCUGCGUCAGGACUUCGCCACCACCUCUUCUUCCUCCUCUAAUAACCGUCGCAGCGCCAGCUUCUCUUUCCAGUUCGGCCCGCGCAGCGAUUCGCACCUGGACGAGGAAGAGGAGGAUGAGGACGAAGACUACGGUCAGUUGCCGCCGCCGCAGCCGCGUCUGAGUCGCGCCGGAGCCCUGCAGCGCGGCCUGCCGCAUUCACACACCUUCAGCAGCAUCAGGGACUGGAGGAGCAGCAGCACGUCACCCUGCAGCGCGGCGCAGACGCAGACACCUGCGCAGACGCCUGCCAGCGAGACACACGGCCUCAGGAGCAGCUCAGUUGAAUAUGAGAAUAAGCUGAGGAGGAGUAUGCCGAACCUGCUGAGUGCUCCGAUGCCGUCCGUUCCGGCGCCGGUGUCCCCAUCCAUGAGGAACAGCCAGAGCUUCGACUCUCCCGGCGCGCUGACACGCCUCCAGACCUGCAUUCCGGCUCCCGGGCAGCUGCAGACUCGUGUCCAGAGCGUCGGGAACUUCUCGUCCCGUCAGACGCUCAAAGCCACGGCGUACGUCAGUCCCACUAUCAAGGGUCCGGCGGCCGGUGUGCAGUGUGUGUCCGGCAGCGGGAUCCCUCAGCCCGGGAAGGCGUCCGUCUCUCAGAUUCCGGCCCGCAGUGGUCUUCCGCGGCCCGCGUCCUUCAUAGCGAGCGGCUCCGGCCCGCGCAGCAAACUCACGGCACCGGUGCGCAGUUUGCUGACGCCUCCAAAGAGUCUGGCGACGCUGAGCGCGCUGCGUGACGGGAGCUGGCGUGACGGGUGUUACUGACGCGGGUCAGAGCGAUGGGUUCCUGCUGGUCAGGGCCGACCGCUUCAUCACAUGGUGCUGUGAGGACGAUCUCCGUAUGCAAACACACACACACGGCUCAUACACACAUGCACUAUCAUCAUUAGAGUGACUGAUGGCAUCAACACGUGCUGCUAAAGCUCCAUCUGCUGCCACUCUCCGGCUGUUUCAGGUGCGCCGACCGGGCUGGAGCAAAAGAACUGGUUUGUACGAUUGUUUGAAGUUGGAACAAUUUUUGUGAUAUCAAAUGGUUUUAACCAAAUUCCAACACAUUUUUAACUCUUUACGAACACUUUAUUGUCAAUAUGUUUAUAUGAUUAAUAUUCCUUUUUAACUUGAUAACAGACGACAUACACCCUAAACCAUGAUCUGUGUGGACCAAUUAUUGCACCUUUGAAAACGUAUUUGACUUUAAUUAUUGUUUGGAUUAUGAUUGUUCUUGUGUUAAUCUGAUGUUGCACUUUCACUGUUAAUGUUUAUUUCAUCAUUGAUUAUUUCUGCUCUGGAAUCAGAUGAUUUUCAAUGGCCACAGAUGUAGCACUGUAUUUAUUUUCUUCUCUUGUUUAUUUAUUUUAUUGUGUAAAAUAUAUUUAAAAGAGUGUUCUCCAUGUUUCUGUAAAUGCACCACAGUUUUCUUCUUGAAUAUUUCUUUAUGACUGAUAUUUUAAUGGGUGUGUCUGUGUUUAAAGUCCAAAUAAACUUUGUUUGUUUUGUAA